GUGAAGCAUCCCCGCAAGCGCCUGUACCGUGCCCGCGCCCAUAGCAAUCCGCUGAACGACGCGAACUUCGAUGUGCCUGCUCACCCGGAUCAAUAUGACUGGCAACCAGAAGAGAAUGCAGUCACAGCUUCAUCAUCAGAUGAAUCACCUGCCGUGAGGUUUGCAGAUGUGGGCUGCGGCUUUGGCGGUCUGCUGGUGAAACUGGCUCCGGUCUACGCAGACACCCUCAUGUUGGGCAUGGAGCUGCGUGACAAGGUGUCAGAGUAUGUGAAGGAGAGGGUGCUUGCCCUCCGAAGAGAGAACCCAGGGCAGUACAGCAACAUAUCCUGCCUGCGGACCAACGCUCAGAAAUACCUGGUGCAUUACUUCAGAAAGGGUCAGCUCACCAAGCUGUUCUUCCUCUUCCCGGAUCCGCAUUUCAAGGCGUCCACGCACCGGAGGCGCAUCAUCAGCACAGCGCAGCUGGCGGACUAUGCGUUCCUGCUGGCACCCGGGGGCAUGCUCUACACCAUCACUGAUGUGCCCGAACUGGGCGCCUGGAUGCGCGAAAAGGGGGAUGCGCAUCCACUGUUUGAGCGUGUGAGCGACAAGGAGCUGGAGUCAGAUCCGGCGGCAUGCCUGCUUGCUUCUGCGACUGAGGAGGGCCAGAAGGUUGCGCGCAACUCUGGACAGACGUGGAGGUCCGUUUACAGAAGACUAGGGACACCGACAGGUUGA
Molecule: messenger RNA, 717 nt
Organism: Coccomyxa subellipsoidea C-169
Lineage: Eukaryota; Viridiplantae; Chlorophyta; Trebouxiophyceae; Coccomyxaceae
Product: guanine-7-methyltransferase
Exons: 6
Biological process (GO): RNA (guanine-N7)-methylation; tRNA methylation
Cellular component (GO): tRNA methyltransferase complex
Molecular function (GO): tRNA (guanine(46)-N7)-methyltransferase activity
Source: RefSeq, a predicted model, not a curated record